AUGCCAGAGGGCCCUUCAGUGAGGAAGUUCCAGCUGCUGACCUCCCCUUUUGUGGGACAAGUGGUGGCCAAGGUGGGGGGAAGCAGCAGGAAGCUCAGUGUCAAUGACCUGAAUGCCCUGAGGCUCCAGGAUUCCCAGGUUCAUGGGAAGAACUUGUACCUGGCAUUUGUGGCAGCUGAAGGUCCCGUUGGGCCAACUGCAGAAGAGACGGCGCUGCAAAGAGAGGCUGCUUGUGGGGCACACUGUCCUGCUCAGGGCCAGCAGGGACAGGCUGCUGUUCCACAUCCCCAUUCCCAGGAUGAUGAGCUGCAGGAAGCCCAGAACUCAAGAUCUGAAGCCCCAGAGGCAGCAGAGGGUCGGGGCAAUUGGCUGCGCAUCCACUUUGGCAUGUUCGGCAGCGUCCGCGCAAACGAGUUCUCGAGGGCAAGCAGAGCCAACAAAAGGGGGGACUGGAAGGAUCCUGUGCCCAGGCUGGUUCUGCACUUUGAGAGCGGAGGCUUCCUUGUUUUCUACAACUGCCGGAUGCUCUGGUGCUCCUCUCCCAGGGCUGAUCCUGCUUCUGACAUCUUGUCUGUGGAAUUCCACCGAGGCCGGGCGCUGCGUGCCCUCCGUGCACCCAAUCCCGUCUGCUACACACUCCUAGACCAAAGAUAUUUUUCAGGGCUGGGGAACAUCAUCAAGAACGAGAUCCUGUACCUGGCCAGGAUCCACCCUUUAACACCAGGCUCCCUCUUGGCUCUCUCAGAUCUGGAGCAUCUCCUGGACUGCGCCCUUCAGUUCAGCUCUGAGUGGCUGCACAACAAACUGCGUGGCCAAGGGCUGCACCCCCAGGUGUACCAGAAGGAGCAGUGUCCCCUGGGACAUCCCCUGAUGAAGGGCACUUUUGGACCCUCGGAUGGCUUCAAGAGACUGACGUGGUGGUGCCCUCAGUGCCAGCCUGAGCUGCUGCCAGGGGAUGGGGACCCUUCCCCACGGCUCCGCUCCCCUCACGCUCAUACGAGGGGGUUCGGGGCCGCCGACUCCUUCCCGCUCCGCCUGUGCCGACACGCGCCUCAGCCAAUCAGCGCCCGCCGCCGGCCGUCACACCAGUCCCGACGCUUCCCUAUUGGCUGGCGCUGCCCUGGUGCGAGCGCGCCUUCGCCAAUCGGCGCCGUGCCCGCCCCACCGAGCGAUGUGCCGAGCGCUGUGAUUGGCUGCGGGGCGGGGCUGGAGCGGCCCCGCCCGUGCCCGGUUAAGCGGCGGGUGGGGGGGGCGGCGGGAGCGCGCGGUGGCGGCGGCGGGGUCUGA
Messenger RNA from Melospiza georgiana, 1287 nucleotides. RefSeq names its product nei like DNA glycosylase 2 (gene NEIL2). Gene Ontology annotation, cellular component: nucleus. Bases 1 to 1287 code for a protein of 428 amino acids. Gene Ontology annotation, biological process: base-excision repair. Lineage: Eukaryota; Metazoa; Chordata; Aves; Passeriformes; Passerellidae. The record is from RefSeq and is a predicted model, not a curated record. Gene Ontology annotation, molecular function: DNA-(apurinic or apyrimidinic site) endonuclease activity; damaged DNA binding; zinc ion binding. The transcript has 5 exons.